Molecule: messenger RNA, 1044 nt
Organism: Ilex paraguariensis (yerba mate)
Lineage: Eukaryota; Viridiplantae; Streptophyta; Magnoliopsida; Aquifoliales; Aquifoliaceae
Source: the annotation of a GenBank genome assembly
CUUAAAGCUUAAGCAGAUAGAGGGGGAUGUAAUAUACAUAUUAUUAUGUGGGUUACAAAAGCCAUUAACUAGUACUUUAAAACCUCAGCCGUUGUCCCAAACCUACUCUCAGUGGAAACUUAUCUUUUCACCCUCUCUUUCUAGUUUCUCCCCCACUAAAUCCCACCUCCUAUUUCCACUGAGACGUUUGAACAAUGCUGAUCUCCCCAUAUCUAUGUUCCGUUCUCCUGUGCAUAUUGUUCUCUCUAAUUGGCAUAAAUGGGACUCAACUCAUUCUAGUAAACAACUGCCAGGAAAGCCUAUGGCCAGGAUUACUCGGCGGUGCAGGCCACCCAACCCCUAAAGAUGGUGGUUUCCUCCUGAGCAGUGGCCAGGAAACUGUCAUUGACAUGCCUGAUAAGUGGUCAGGGAGGAUUUGGGCCAGGCAAGGUUGUAACUUCGACGAAAAUGGAAUAGGCAAUUGUGACACUGGAGACUGUUCCAGCCAACUCCACUGCCGGGGCAUGGGCGGUGCACCACCUGCUACGGUGGUGGAAAUGACAUUGGGGUCAUCAACUUCUCCCCUACAUUUCUAUGAUGUGAGUUUGGUAGAUGGCUUUAACUUGCCAGUCUCAAUGAAGCCCGUUGGGGGAGGCAUUGGUUGCGGCAUGGCAUCAUGUGAAGUUGAUUUGAACAUAUGUUGCCCAUCUGCUCUGGAAGUUAAGGUAGGAGAGAGGGUUGUGGGGUGUAAGAGUGCAUGUUUAGCUAUGCAAUCAGCUAAGUAUUGCUGCACAGGGGAGUAUGCAAACCCGAAAACCUGUAAGCCAACACUUUUUGCUAAUCUGUUUAAGGCAAUUUGCCCAAAGGCUUACAGUUAUGCUUUUGAUGACUCUUCAAGCCUCAACAAAUGCAGGGCUUCGCGGUAUGUAAUUAUUUUUUGUCCUCCCAAAUGAGGGGUGGCAUCAAGAAAUAAAGGGUCUUAAUGAUGUUUGUGAUAUAGUUACCAGUAAUGUGCACUUGGGUUUGUAGAUAGGUUGUUUAAGUACUUGUUUUAGUAUUUGUGAG